Messenger RNA from Clarias gariepinus (North African catfish), 4531 nucleotides. Its product is annotated as radixin. Gene Ontology annotation, cellular component: adherens junction; filopodium; cytoskeleton. Gene Ontology annotation, molecular function: cell adhesion molecule binding; actin binding. The transcript has 15 exons. NCBI's taxonomy places the organism in Eukaryota, Metazoa, Chordata, Actinopteri, Siluriformes, Clariidae. Gene Ontology annotation, biological process: regulation of organelle assembly; regulation of cell shape; positive regulation of early endosome to late endosome transport. The coding region runs from base 339 to 2072 and encodes 577 amino acids. The record is from RefSeq and is a predicted model, not a curated record.
CGGGCCUCCGCCGCGCUCUGUCUCUCUCUCUCCCCCUCUCUCUCCCCGUCUCAGUGCGCUGGGUAUUUACAGCCUAAACCUUAGUGCUCUAUCCCUCCUCUGUAUGAAUUAGCGUGCCAACGGGAUACAGGGACUCUUAAAAAGCAGUUCGGGAUAUUUUUUAGCCCCUCUGCAUCGUUUUUAAAGGAUUUCUGGAGUUUUUUUCUUUUUUUGCUCUAGGAAGACGCGGUGCUUCAGUCGAGAGCCUGCGCCAAAAGGAUUUGGAUCGUCCUGUAACGGAGGACGAGUUUUCCCAUUUUUUUUUCCCCCCUGGAUAAGCGGCAAGGGAGGAGGUGAAGAUGCCGAAACCGAUCAAUGUACGGGUGACUACGAUGGAUGCGGAGCUGGAGUUUGCCAUCCAGCCCAACACCACAGGCAAACAACUAUUUGACCAGGUGGUGAAGACCGUGGGGUUGCGUGAGGUCUGGUUUUUCGGGUUGCAGUACACGGACAGUAAGGGUUACACCACAUGGCUGAAGCUCAAUAAGAAGGUGACUCAGCAGGAUGUAAAGAAGGAGAACCCGCUGCAGUUCAAAUUCAGAGCGAAGUUCUUUCCAGAGGACGUUUCUGAAGAGCUGAUCCAGGAGAUCACACAGCGCCUGUUCUUUCUUCAGGUGAAGGAGUCCAUUCUGAACGAUGAAAAUUACUGUCCUCCUGAGACCGCGGUGCUUCUGGCGUCCUACUCGGUCCAGGCCAAAUACGGCGACUACAGCAAGGACGUCCACAAGCCUGGCUAUCUCACCAACGACAGGCUUCUACCACAGAGAGUUCUAGAGCAACACAAGCUGACUAAAGAACAGUGGGAGGAAAGGAUACAGACUUGGCAUGAGGAGCAUAGAGGCAUGCUCAGAGAGGACUCCAUGAUGGAGUAUCUGAAAAUCGCGCAGGAUCUAGAGAUGUACGGUGUCAACUACUUCGAGAUUAAGAACAAGAAGGGAACAGAGCUGUGGCUGGGAGUCGAUGCUCUGGGUCUCAACAUUUAUGAACAUGAAGACAAGCUCACACCAAAGAUUGGCUUUCCUUGGAGCGAAAUCCGUAACAUUUCUUUCAACGACAAGAAAUUUGUCAUCAAGCCCAUCGAUAAGAAAGCACCAGAUUUCGUUUUCUAUGCACCACGGUUGCGGAUCAAUAAACGGAUCCUGGCUCUGUGCAUGGGUAACCACGAGCUCUAUAUGCGAAGAAGAAAGCCAGAUACCAUCGAGGUGCAGCAGAUGAAGGCUCAGGCCAGAGAGGAGAAACACCAGAAACAAAUGGAGAGAGCUCAACUUGAAAAUGAAAAGAAGAAGCGCGAGUUGGCAGAAAAGGAGAAGGAAAGAAUAGAGCGUGAGAAGGACGAGCUGAUCGAGCGUCUGAGACAGAUUGAAGAGCAAACAGCCCGAGCACAGAGAGAGCUGGAAGAACAGACGCGUCGGGCUCUAGAACUGGACCAGGAAAGGCAGAGGGCGAAGGAAGAAGCUGAGAGACUGGAGAAAGAGAAGCUGGAUGCCGAGGAGGCUCGAGCAGCGCUGGCCAAACAAGCAGCAGAUCAGAUGAAGAACCAAGAACAACUGGCUGCAGAACUGGCUGAGUUCACCGCCAAAAUCACUCUGCUGGAGGAGGCCAAGAGAAAAAAAGAAGAGGAGGCCAAUGAAUGGCAGCACAAAGCUAUUUCAGCUCAGGAUGAUCUGGAGAAGACCAAAGAAGAGCUAAAGACCGUGAUGACGGCCGUAGUACCGGCUAGCUCAGCCGAGAACGAGCACGACGAGCAUGACGAGAGCAGCGCCGAGGCCAGCGCUGAGCUCUCCAACGACGGCGUUAUGCACACACACACCGAGGAGGACCGCCUCACCGAAGCGCAGAAAAACGACCGGGUCAAGAAGCAGCUCCAGGCCCUGAGCUCGGAGUUGGCACAGGCCCGGGACGACACUAAGAAGACGCAGAACGACGUCCUGCACGCCGAGAACGUCAAGGCCGGCCGCGACAAGUACAAGACGCUGCGCCAGAUCCGCCAGGGGAACACCAAGCAACGAAUCGACGAGUUCGAGUCCAUGUGAGGAGCUCUGAACCCUGACCCCAGAAACCCCGCCCCUCCCGGCCCACUCUUCUGUCCCACUCUCAAAAGCUGCAGCCCUGAUGCCUUGGCAGCUGGCUUACAAGCACAGCUUUCAUUCUUUUUUUUUUUCUUUUUUUUUAAACCAGCUCAUCCCACCAGAUGACCUUUAACCUUAUGGCACCUGAUGAUCUAAUUCUACUCUGCAGAGAAGCUAGAGGGACGUGGGCACGGCCUUCCCCUCGCACCUUGCCAAAGCUCUCACCCUCGGCCAAUCAGGCGGCUUGAUUUCAAGCUCCUCCCACUCGAAUGAUCUAUUAAAGGAGCAAGCUUUGUAUCAUAUCUUUAUGAACAUUUGAAAUGAUUAUUUUUGUUUUUGUGUACAUGAUGGAAGAGAUACUAAAAUGAAAAUGUCAUUUUAGAGAUGAAAAGGAAAUAGCAAAAAGAGAUCAAAAUUUUAUCAGAAUGGCCAUCAAUUCGUUUUUUUUUUUUUUUUUUUUCAUUUAAUAGACCCACUUUAUUAUACACUUUUCACCGUUUGAUUAACAAAGGGUUUAAAGUAUCUAAUAAGCUUCUUUAGUUCUUCACCCGAUUUAUUAACACACUGCUUUUAAAGUUGUUUCAACACAGAUGGCGGGUCUCAUUUGGGAUUUUCAUCUCCACUUUCAAAAUAAAAGUGCAAAAAAAAAAAAAACCCUGAUAAAUACCGAAUCAUUCAAUAAGAAUCAAAUAACCAAAACUGCGGAUCACCAAAGGGAAGCAAAACGUCGUUCACGACUAUGAGCACUGGUUUUGAGAAACGUGAGUCGAUUUAGGAGUGGGUUUAAGUCGUGUUGAGUCGUUUCACAGUGUGGUGUUGGUGGUGUUCAGACUCCCAGUGUUUCAUGCACAGUCUCCAUAUGGAUGGUUUUCCCUGCCUGCUGGCUCACAAAGGUCACGUCAGACAGGCAGACAGAGCAGCUGCUUAAGGGUGUCGGGGUGUGAGGCGAGGCGAAGUGAAGUGUGUGCAGAUCUGUCUACCUCUCUGUUUGUGUGUGUGCGCGUGUAUGUGGGUCGUGUUUGCAUGAUGUAUGUGUAUGUAUGUGUGUGUGUGUGUGUGUGUGUGUGUGUGAACAAUGAAAUCCUUUCUGGCCGGGGAGCAUAUGAAAACAUCAGUCCUGGUAUCAGGAUGGCUCUCUACCUCAUAACUGUAAAGCGUGGAGACUGAAGCGUCAAACACUGAGCGUGCUGUGAGACACAGGGGACAGGUGAGACAGUUUUCCACUCGAGGUGUAGCGUUAAUGUCAUCUCGGCAUGUUUGUGUGUGUGUGAGAGCGAGAUUAGUCUCGGCAAGAAUUCAGAGCUCAGUAUUAUAUCCAGAUUAAGUUAGUGUUGUUCAGCGCCGUCACCACGUGAUCCUAUAGAGCUAACGACGUACGAUACCAAAGCCGUCCCGACGCCGAAACUGUGCCGAGGCCAUGCGUAGCAGACUCGAACAAGUGUCUUUCGUUUCAUUCUUCUUUCAUAUCACGAAAUUUACAAAGUGUGUGUUGGAUAAUCACUAAGUGAAGAUUCGAAUGGACGGAUGUGUCACGUUAUUUCCAUUUUUUAUUAAUUUUUGUUUGGUUGUUCUUUUCCCCCCUCUUUACAAAGAUAACUAGAAGGAAAUUUAAACGUCAAGAACGAUUCAUCUCCUGCAUUGUUCAUUUUUAUAGUAACUCCCUUGACCGUAUCUGUUACAUGCACAUCUUGUGUGACGGGAAAGCAGACCACUAAUAUUGUUUUAUUUUUCUUCCUGUUAACUUCUCCCCACCAACAAUUUAUACAAGGUUCUAAAAAAAAUAUAUAUAUAAGUAAAAAUCUUAACGACGAUGGAGUAUUUUGUGUAAGAAUUUGGAUUUUAUUUAUUUUUUUUGUAUCCUGCAGCGUUAAUAUUUGAUUUCAUUUUUCCGCUAGCGAAGGCAGAAAAGGUCAAGGAGCACUUUGGUUUUGGUGGUUGAGACACUAAAGCUUCAAACAAACCCAGCAUCUAAUUCAAGUGUCCAGAAAAAAUUGCCAUAGAAAGAGAAAAUUCUGUGCUUCCAAAAACAGAUUUUUUUUUUUCUUUUAACUGCUUUAUAAAUUUGAACCACCAGAGUUUAGCGUGCUAGCUUUCACUAAAGGGGAAAAGGUCGCUACCUUAAUGCCAUGACGGUGUGACGUUGUUUCUUUAAGUUUUUUUUUUUUCGGGUGGAUUUUGGCUUGCUGGCGUUGAAGUGAUUCGGGGGAUGAAAAAAAAAACCCAACCAGAGCAAAGCCGCCACUGCUGCUUCUGGAACCAGCUGUCAUGUUUGCAGUUAUAGUUUUUUUUUUUGUUUGUCUUUCAUUCCCCCUUUUUAUGUUUAUAUCGCUUUCUGUUACAUAGAAUUCUCAGUCGAGCUUUGUCCAUGACUACAUAUGUAAAAAAAAAAUUAAAAUAAAAUAAAUAAAGAUAAAAUGUGCAUC